Messenger RNA from Peniophora sp. CBMAI 1063, 1122 nucleotides. NCBI's taxonomy places the organism in Eukaryota, Fungi, Basidiomycota, Agaricomycetes, Russulales, Peniophoraceae. The record is from the annotation of a GenBank genome assembly.
AUGGUUUCUCUCCCCGAGACGAUCAAGGCGCUCCAGGUUCAAAGCGACCGCACAGUCAAAGUCAUUGAUCUUCCCUUCGCCUCGCAAGAGAAGGUGAAGAAUCUUCCUGACAAUCAGAUCUUGCUUCGUGUUCGCGUCGUGGGCCUCAACCCUACCGACUGGAAGCACGCUUUGGGUGACUGGGGCAACGGCAACACCAUCGCAGGCUGCGACGCGGCCGGUGAUGUCGUCGCCGUCGGCUCUGCAGUCACCCACAUCAAAGUUGGAGACCGCGUCGCCGCAUUUGGCGAGGGUGGCUCAUGGCAAUCCGACAACGGCGCAUACGCAGAAUACGCGCGCUUCAUCGCCUCCGCCGUCUUCGUUCUCCCGCCCGACAUGACCUAUGAAGAAGGCGCCUCCUUCCCGAUCCCGCACUUCACCGCCGUCCAGGCAAUCCACAUGCGCUUCGGCGUGCCCAAGCCGCUCUCGCCCGAGGCCGCCGAGUUCAAGAAGAAGGGCGAGAAGAUCCUCAUUUGGGGCGGGAGCACGGCCGUCGGUCAUCAUGCGAUCCAGCUCGCGGCGCUGUCGGGGCUUGAGGUCUACGCAACGGCUUCGCCUUCUGCGCAUGAGUAUGUCAAGGCUUUGGGCGCGUCGCGGGUGUUCGACUAUAAGGACCCGGAUGUUGUGUCGAAGAUCCGCGAGGCGGCUGGCGAGCAGGGGAUCAUCUACGGGCUUGACAGUGUCUCCGAGCAGAGUAGCACGACCUCUACCAUCGACGCAAUGUCAUCCACCCGCGAUGGUCACCUCAUGAUCCUCCUCCCCGUCCCCGACGAAACCCAAAACCGCCGCCCGAACAUCAAAGUAGAGCUCGCGCUCGCCUACACCGUCCUUGGCUACCCCGUCUUCUUUGCGCAUGUCGUGCACAUGCCCGCCAAGCCCGACGACUACGCUUACAUGCUCGAAUACAACACCAACGUUAUCCCGCGCGUGCUGGAUGGGUGGAAGGCCGGACAGGGCGCGCCGAACUUCAGGACGCAGAAGCUGAGGGUGUUGAGGGAGGGAUUUGAGGGGCUUGAGGAGGGGUUGAAGAUUAUGCGGGAUGGGGCGUAUGGGCGGGAGAAGCUCGUGUGCAAGCUUGCUUGA